UCGCAUAUGUCGCUUAGUUUCACUUCCAUUUUUUUUUUCGCGUGAAACUUUGCUCAUCGCGAAAACCAGUAAUGGCAUUCUGGUUUCAUCGAAAUCCUUUAAAGGCUACUGCACUUGUCAAUUUCGAUCUAAAGAUGGUAGCGAUGGACAGUCAAGCGAUGAAACUGUGCAGUGACCUGCGGCAGGCUAGGAAUCACCUUCUCGAGCUCCUCACGGAUGCUGCCCAUGAACCAAGCACAAUAGAAGCGGCACUUACGAGAUACCUGUCACUUCUAUCCGGACUGCUGAUCGCUCCUGACGAGAAGGGUGGAGAAAGCAAACUGCGACACAGUACUAGAUUCCGCUGGACACAGAGCAUGCUGGGAAACUCUCCCCUAGUACAGUCUGAUGCAGUGUUUGAGCUCAUCUCAGUUUGCCAGAAUGUUGGAAUCUGGUUCAUGAAACGUGCUGCACAUGUGGCAUCCAAGGAAGACAUCAACAUGGAUGAGGCAAAGGAAGUGCACACGUGCUUGCGUAAAGCCGCCGGGUACUUCCAGUCUAUGAAGGACAAGUACGUGGGACAGUUACGCGAGCAGCCUGUACCGGGCUCCGACAUGGAUUUGCACGUGACGUCUGCUUACAUUAGCCAGUGCACAGCUGAAGCGCAGGAAGUCACAAUUGGCAGGGCGAUCGAGAUGAAGCAUGCCCCGGGCCUGAUAUCAGCCCUAGCUCACGAGACUUCCAAGAUGUACACCUCUGCUGCCGACUCUCUGGCUGGACUCGACGCUUCAAAAUUUGGUCGAUGGCGCAAGUUCCUCGUCCUAAAGGCAGUCUUCUACUUAUCCUACGCUUACUGCUACGCCGGGGAGAACCUGCUAGCCCAAGAAAAAUGUGGUGAUGCUAUCAGGGCUCUUCAGGAAAGUCAUAAGUGCUACGGAGAUGCCCAGCAAAUCAUCAAGCAGUAUUCCACGAUGAAAGGACUGGGCACCAUUGCCAAGAUGGACCAACACCUGUUCUUUCGUAAACUGGCUCCGCUCGUGAAACGUACACUGGAGAAGUGCGAGCGAGAGAACGGAUUCAUUUUCCACCAAAAGGUACCAAAAGAUGCACCGCAGUUGGAACUGAGGGCGACGUACGGAUUGGUGAGUCCGGAAGACUUUCAGCUACCACCGCAUGAUCCGCAAUGGACACCUAUUGUGUAUGCUGCAUUCUUUGUGCAAUCGCAGGUGCAAGACCCAGCAAAUUCGAAAGCGGCCACCAAGGCGGAGGGCGACCUGCCUCCAGUACACGAAAAGAAUGUGCCGCCAUCAUCGUCUGACCCCAAGACAUCGAGUGGAUGUACCCUGCAGUAGAGGUGUCAAGAAGGAGAGGAGAGGGUUGUCAGAGUUGUACAGAUUUUCUAUCCAUAUUGUACAGCAGGGACACACUAUGGUAGCCAAUGAUAGACAAGCUUCGAUUCUUUGGUUUAUCGAGGAGCCUGGCAACGAAUCUUUGUUUGCUGUGCUGGUACAAAGCAAGCUCGCAUUGUCUAUAGCGUGUUUACUCUUGGCCGCACGGAGCUAGGUGCAUUACGAAUUACAUCUGCACGUGAUUCAAGCUGAAGUGCUACUAUUUUUAUAUCUGUAACGUGGCAAAUCUUGCUGCACUUGCGCAUAUGUACACAUGUAGAUUACUAAUUUAUUUGCACCUUUUACGAUAUAUAAAUACCUUUUGCAUUUUGGGUAGAAAAGCAGAGUUUCAGAUUUCUCUAUGCAUAAUAAUAAUAUAUGAUCUUGAAAGAGCCCAUUCGUUAUCGCUUCGUGCUUCGGGAAAUGUACCAAAGCUGUACUGAGCAUUGUGAAGAGCUUUCGCAAGUAUUUGAGCUCCAAAGGAUAUGUUAUUUCUAACAUUCCCCCAUCUGUGCAUUUUUAUGUCCUCUAUGCAGUAUUUACUGACAUCGGUGCAGAACCUCAUGCAAAUUUCUAUAACAUGGAUGAACAUAUAAGUACUCCCUUGCAAUGGAAGUGUCUUCUUUCAUAAAAAGAAAAGUGGAAAUAAAUAGCCUUUUCUUCUACAGAGAAAUUUGUCACUCUUAUAA
Molecule: messenger RNA, 2056 nt
Organism: Ornithodoros turicata
Lineage: Eukaryota; Metazoa; Arthropoda; Arachnida; Ixodida; Argasidae
Product: BRO1 domain-containing protein BROX-like
Exons: 11
Coding region: 72-1331 (419 amino acids)
Source: RefSeq, a predicted model, not a curated record